UGCGUCAAUUUGUCGAAAAAUAAACACGAAAUUGUAAGAUCAAUUAAAAAGUGGUUAUAAACGAAAUUUCUUAUUCCAAAACUUAAAAUGCCUAAUAUAAAAACAAUAUCAAACUCAAUACGGACAGCCUCUAAGCGGCCAUUUAGAGUAUCGAUAGAAGGGAAUAUUGGAUCUGGAAAGUCAACGUGCAUAAAACAUUUUCACAAGUAUAAAAAUGUGGAAUCCCAUCCUGAGCCGAUAAAAGAGUGGCGGGAUGUGAGCGGUCACAAUCUACUGGGACUGCUGUACAGUGACAUGAACCAGUGGAGCUUCGCCUUUCAACAUUAUGUCCACCUCAGCAGGCUGAAGAUCCAGACAAGUCCACCCAGCAACUCUAACAUCACCGUCAAAAUGUUUGAAAGAUCAGUACAAAACAGCAGGCACUGUUUUGUAGAGAAUGCCAAGAAACAGAAUUUCCUAGAAGAAGCGGAGUACCAGGUACUUCUAGAAUGGUUUGACUACACGGAGAAGAAUUUAGACAUCUCCUUAGAUCUUAUAGUAUAUUUAAAGACAAAUCCAAAAAUAGUUUGGGAGAGAAUGAUGAAGAGAGGUAGAGCUGAAGAGGCAGAGGUGCCAUUGGAAUAUUUAGAACAGGUUCACGAAUCCUACGAGAAUUGGCUUAGUUCUCCAGACGUGGGCUGUGAGGUGCUGACUAUCGAUGCUGAUAGAAGCUUGGACCAAGUCAUCGCAGAUUUAGAGAGAUACAGCUAUAAGAUACUAGGGGGAAACCAUACUAAUUGAUUUCAUAUAGUUUGUUGGUACCGCAGCUACCUCAGUUAUAUCUGUUGUUUUUAGUAUACUUUAGAAAAAAUAUACCUUUCCUAUGAUGCUCAAACUACUGACACUACUGUACUGUAGGGCCUCUAGGAUGCCACACUAAGGCCGUGGCCUAUAACGCCCUAAUUAUAAAUCCUGGGCUGUGACAUAGCAAGGGUUGGUUAGUUUUUAAUAAUUAACAUACUUAAUGACUUGACAUUUAAUAGAACUUAUUAGUUUUUUUUUUUUUGGAAAUUUUACGAGUAGUACAAUGACUUUAAAGUUUAAUUAUAUUAAGCUCGACUUACUGUUCCUUUAGAAUUUGGAUAUUAAUCCAUCCAUCUAUCCAUUUUAAGAGUAUUAAGUAACUUAUCUAGGAUUAUUUAUUUUUAUUUAAAAAAUAAUACUUACU
This is a messenger RNA of Aricia agestis (brown argus), 1207 nucleotides long. RefSeq names its product deoxynucleoside kinase-like. The record is from RefSeq and is a predicted model, not a curated record. Gene Ontology annotation, molecular function: ATP binding; deoxynucleoside kinase activity. NCBI's taxonomy places the organism in Eukaryota, Metazoa, Arthropoda, Insecta, Lepidoptera, Lycaenidae. Gene Ontology annotation, biological process: nucleobase-containing compound metabolic process. Gene Ontology annotation, cellular component: cytoplasm; mitochondrion. The transcript is spliced from 5 exons. The coding region runs from base 88 to 780 and encodes 230 amino acids.